Messenger RNA from Calypte anna (Anna's hummingbird), 2747 nucleotides. It is a transcript of the gene ZNF710, whose product is annotated as zinc finger protein 710. Gene Ontology annotation, cellular component: nucleus. The record is from RefSeq and is a predicted model, not a curated record. NCBI's taxonomy places the organism in Eukaryota, Metazoa, Chordata, Aves, Apodiformes, Trochilidae.
CCUUCUCCUUCCUUCCUGCGCACCCAGCGCCGGGCCCGCCGCCGCCCCGGGAGCCAUCGCCAUGGCAGCGUAGGCUGGCGGUGAGAGAUGGAUCGGUUCAGCGAGUGCGGGACGCAGACGGAGGCCGUGGUGGUGCUGUCCCUGGCACAGGCUGCUGUGCUUGGCCUGGUGUCUGACAAUGAGCUGCUGGGGGCCACCAUCAGCCCCGACGGGUUCUUCCCCAGGCUGGAGGGGGAAUUGCCGGACACUGCCGGGGCCGAGCCCGGGGAGCCGGAGGGUGAGGGACCGGAGGACGAGGCCUUGGAGACAGAGUCCUCCCUGGAGAAGCACGCCCGGAGGAGGAAGCGCCCGCCAGUGAGGUUGGUGCCCAAGGUCAAGAGCGAGAAGACGGAGGAGGAGGAAGAGGAGGAGGAGGAGGUGACGGUGUACGAAGUGACCGUCCCCGGGGAGGAGGAGGAAGAGGAGGAGGAGGAGGGCAAGCAGGAGCAUAGCCCCCCACCCCCUGCCCCAGACCCCAGCCCGGAGCAGGCAGUGCAGAGCAGCGCCCUGAGGAUGAUUGACCUGGGCACCUUCGGCAGGAAGCCCCGGCGGCUGCGGCACCUGCGCCGGCACACGCACCAGGAGCCGGAGGGCACCGAGCGCCGCCCCGGGGGCACCCCCCAGGCUCAGGGUGGCACGGUGGGGGCUCUGCGGACCCGGUGCCCCUUGGAGGUGGGUGCCCUAUCCCCCGGCGAGGCCGAGGCCCCCGCACCGGCAUCCCCGGAGCCGGUAAAGAGCGAGCAGGUCUCGGGCUGGCAGGAGGCGGGGGAGCUGGAGGCAGCGGGUGCCACCAGCGAGCGCAGCAAGAAGGCUCAGCUGGACCGUCUGGACAUCAACGUGCAGAUCGAUGACUCCUACCUGGUGGAGGCCGGAGACCGGCAGAAGCGCUGGCAGUGCCGCAUGUGCGAGAAGUCCUACACGUCCAAGUACAACCUGGUGACCCACAUCCUGGGCCACAACGGCAUCAAGCCCCACUCCUGCCCGCACUGCAACAAGCUCUUCAAGCAGCCCAGCCACCUGCAGACCCACCUGCUGACCCACCAGGGCACGCGGCCCCACAAGUGCGGGGUGUGCAGCAAAGCCUUCACCCAGACCAGCCACCUGAAGCGGCACAUGCUGCUGCACACCGACAUCAAGCCCUACAGCUGCCGCUUCUGCGGCCGCGGCUUCGCCUACCCCAGCGAGCUGAAGGCCCACGAGGUGAAGCACCAGAGCGACCGCUGCCACGUCUGCGUGGAGUGCGGGCUGGACUUCUCCACCCUCACCCAGCUGAAGCGGCACCUGGCCACGCACCAGGGCCCCACGCUCUACCAGUGCCUGGAGUGCAACAAGUCCUUCCACUACCGCAGCCAGCUGCAGAACCACAUGCUGAAGCACCAGGACGUCCGACCCUUCGUCUGCACGGAGUGCGGGAUGGAGUUCAGCCAGAUCCACCACCUCAAGCAGCACUCGCUUACCCACAAGGGUGUGAAGGAGUUCAAGUGCGAGGUGUGCGGGCGGGAGUUCACGCUGCAGGCCAACAUGAAGCGGCACAUGCUGAUCCACACCAGCGUCCGGCCCUACCAGUGCCACAUCUGCUUCAAGACCUUCGUGCAGAAGCAGACGCUCAAGACCCACAUGAUUGUGCACUCACCAGUGAAGCCCUUCAAAUGCAAGGUCUGCAGCAAGUCCUUCAACCGCAUGUACAACCUGCUGGGCCACAUGCACCUGCACGCCGGCAGCAAGCCCUUCAAGUGUCCCUACUGCUCCAGCAAGUUCAACCUGAAGGGCAACCUCAGCCGGCACAUGAAGGUCAAGCACGGGGUGAUGGACAUCAGCCUGGACAGCCAAGAUCCCAUGAUGGAGCUGUCUGCCGACCACACCGAGCUGGAUGGGCAGCAGGAGAUGGAUGACUUCGAGGAGGAGAACUCUUACGGCUAUGGGGGAGUGGGCAACCCCCCGGAUGAGCAUGCCCUGACCCAGCAGGCCAUGAAGGAGAUGGCGUACUACAACAUGUUGUAGCUGAGGCUGGAGGGUGCUGCCGGGGGGCUGCUGCCCUUGGCGGGGUGAAGGAGCCGCUGCCGGGGGGCUGGCACCAUCCCGGGAGGCUCCAGCCCGGCUUGGACGAGACAGGGAUGGGUGGGGGGCAGAGGCAGGAGCUGGGUGGCACAGCAAGGCAGAGCCUGGAGAGCCCCAGCUGAGCUCUCGCCAUCACCCAGCCCCUUCCCUCCUCCCAGGGAGCUCCGGUGGCUCCCCUGCCCCUUGCUCUGCCCCACGGCGGGGGGCAAGCUGGGACCCUUGCCCCUCCUGCAGCCCCCGCCAAGCUGCAGGCAGGGGAAGGUAGGUCCCAGGCUCCGAGGAGCAUUACUGAUUGUUCUACCUCCUGGUGCAGCCCGGUUCCCUGGGGGGCAGAAGCCCCCCUGCCUGCCGUGGGAGGGGGUUUGCCUUUCCCAGUGUCUCCGUCCCACCCUGGCACGGGCACAGUGGCUGCACGGGGCUGGGGGGGCACACACAGAACAGAAUAUUUUCUUACAAACUAGUGUCAAAGCUCAGCAGAUGCAGGGGGCUCCAGGUGUGGAGCAGCUGCAGCGAGCGCAGUAUUUAAAGGCCGGCAAACCCUGUUCACCUUGAGCAAAUUAUGGUAUUUUGAAAGUAAUUUAUUUUUUUCAGACGUGCCGCGUGGUUGGAUUUAUCUUUUCACUGAGUUCAGUUUCCUUCAACCAAUGUGC